Messenger RNA from Nannizzia gypsea CBS 118893, 7020 nucleotides. RefSeq lists its product as hypothetical. Gene Ontology annotation, cellular component: cytoskeleton. The transcript has 2 exons. The record is from RefSeq and is a predicted model, not a curated record. Lineage: Eukaryota; Fungi; Ascomycota; Eurotiomycetes; Onygenales; Arthrodermataceae. Bases 1 to 7020 code for a protein of 2339 amino acids.
AUGCCAUCAUCACCGUCUUAUGUUGCUUCCAUCUAUCAAUCUAGCCCAACUCUCGCAGUCAAUUCUUCUUCCAAUCCCGUCAUUCUCCAGCCGUCCCUCCAUCGCGAAGACGACGAGGGUGAAGCCGAGCGGGAACAUACGCUCACACUGCCACUGCGCCGGUCCGUCACUCCAGGUGCGGUCUCGAGCAUCGCAGCAGGCACCUCGCUUGCUGUCCCCUCCGCAGGAGGAUACCGCGGACCAACCUCGGACGCGCAGUCGUCGACCUUCUCGCCUGACCACAGGCGGACGGACGCCAGUGCCUACUACACGGCAGCCUGGGGGUCCCCCUACGCCACGCCGAGCUCACGGAGUGCCUCCUGGCAGCUGAGGAGCAGACAGGGCGAUUUCGAGUCGGAAUUGGAACUCGAAAACUCGCCCUUCUCCAUCCGUACGACCGCUCGAGGUGAGCAGCAACUGCUGCCGGACUCUGCUAGCCAGACGGGCGCAGUGCCCUUUCCUGAGCUCACUUCGACCUUGUUUGAACGGGACCUGGUACCCGAGAGUAGCAUUAGCAGGCAUCGUGGGAAGUCCAUCAAGGAUUUCACCCAGGAUUGGAUCAAUCAGUACCUGACAGGGAAACCUCGCUCAGAACGGACGAAUUGGCUCAGUGACGACUCAGGAGAGAGUGACGUCGGUUCAUUUCUCACCGCAUACCAGCAGCGUGUUGACGGUUCCGAAGGCUGGCUCGACCUCGACGACGAUCUCGACGACGACAGCAACCUUAACAACAACAGCAGCAGCAGCAAUAACAACAAAUACAAGGAAGACCCCCUCAAGACGCCUACUGCGUCAAGCUUGCUAAAGGGGAAGAAACCAGAGUUUGGCUGGAAGUCCCGGCCUGCUCAUCUCAGAGCAAAGCACGCUCCCAAGGCGAGCACGGCCACCCUGAAACAGUCUGACUUUUGGGAUUUUGGUGAGGACCCCGAACCAUCGUCCCGGUCCCGGUCCCGGUCUCAAUCCCGGUCUCAAUCUCAAUCGAGAUCUCGUUCUCUGGUCAGAUCUGAUUCCCAAUCCCAGUCUGACGCCUGCGAUCCGGACUGUGCUUCCAUCACAAUGUCAAAUCUCGAGCCACUCACCAUACCAGAGGUGCAUCCGCCUCCACAACAGCACACUUAUGUCUCUCCCACAGAUAAACCUCUCCCGCUGCCCCCAACGCCCGUGGAGGAUGCACUAGAUCAACCUCUGCCUGGUGGGCCGAAACAGACCAUUCGUACUGCUCCGGCCUUCCUACGGCCUAAAAAGAAAGUCCCAUGGCGAGGGAAGCAAUGUAUCAUCGCACUUCCCCUUGAGGAUAGCCGUGGAUCGGCUGAAGGGGGGAAACGACUUCUUACACCCGCAGACGUGGAGCAGAUCUUGGAUAGCUGGGAAGAUCAAGGGUAUGAUGUUCGAGGAACUGGCCGUGGAGAGCCUGUCACAAUUGACCUUCAGAAUCGACAGGCUCAUCCUGAUCCCAGAGACACACACCGAGAACUCGAACAGAAGCAUUUUCACGUCAGUUUCCCAGACCAAUCCGUUUGGCAAGAGUAUGUCGAUUACUUGAAGGAAGAGAAGCUUCGUGCUCUCGGUGUCAGCCUAGGAGAUCCAGAGCCCAACCCUCUCAUGUCUCCUACGCCAGGAGCCAUGAGCCGCAAUUCUUCUCAGAUGCCACUGCUACCGGGCCAUGCUAUCUCUCCUCCCAUCCCUACCUCCUCCGCUGGCAGCAAUCAUCUGAACAUGAUGCAGAAUCCUUUCUCCCCAGCCUUCAACCAAUCCACGAAGGCAACCUCCAACAUCAGUUCGAUGAACUCGCCUGCAUCACCAUAUGGGUUCCACACCGAAUCUCCCUUCCAGCAAUUCCAGCCUGCGUAUGGAAAUGAAGCAAACUAUCCAUUCUUGCCAUUCCAGCCUACUCCUCCGGCACAUGGUACUCAUACUCCACAGAAUCUCUAUGGUAUACGGCCAAAUGGCAUGACUCCCACCAACAUAGGCAACAUGCCAAACCUAGGCUCUCUACUGCACUCCGUCUCCCCUAUACUCGAUGAAUCAAAGCAGUACCCUGGCAUGGCCAGCAUGCUACCACAUUCACACUUUAAUAACCCAUAUGGAGUCAGUACGCCACAGGCCCGAAUGAAUGAAUAUGAAAACCCAAUGCAUCAUCAGCCCAUGGAUGAACCGAACGUUGAAAUGGAGCCAGAAGCGGACACCCUCCAAUCAACACAUUCUGGUCCUGAAAUUGCCCACCCCACCCCUCGAGGCCAUCGACACAAUGUAAGCGAAACUCUGCAAAAGGGUGUUGAAAGAGACUACCAGCUCGAAAACUCCAUGCUCGACGAAGAACAAAGAGUAGAGGAUAAUCUCAUGAAUCCACGAUGGGCUGCACCUGAAAAGCCAAUGGGCCAACAGCACUCUUUCUUCCCAUCUGAAUCCAUCAAUCAGUCCAACCGGCUGCAACAGCAUAUUUUCGAUGAGCAACAAGCUCACAAUUCCCGUAUGGACGAAGAGGCCUCUGAUCUUGAGACAAAUCCCAGUCUCAAAGAUGUCCGUUCCCCCGUGGAUGACUACCACACACACCAGGCCAAACACAGCACUGGCUCAGCAUUCAUCCCAGGCCACAAGUCAAAUUCCUCCAUCUCAAAGCUCAACGUUGCUGCAAAGGCAUUCGAUCCCUCCAUAUCUACUUUCUCUCCAACCAAUUUCUCAUUCAUGUCCAAUAAUACCUUCCAGCCAACCUUUGGCAGCUUCCAGCCACGCCCUGCUUUCAACCAGGAUAUGCCACAGAGCGUCUCCCACAGCGCACACUCCAGUGGCUUCAACGUUGAGGCACCAGCAUUUGCUCCAGUCCAGAAAUCCCAAGAGCCAAUCUCCACUCCCAGUAACUUCAAAUUCUCCUCCGCCACAUUCAACGUUGCCGCACCAGUAUUCAACCCCGGAUCAAACUUCACUCUUCCCUCGUCAGAACAGAAACCAUCUCCAUCAGGUCCACGGACUAAGAUAUUUGACAACUUUGAUCCAGCGGCAAUUAUACCACCUACCAAGGCAUCCAAGGCCAUUCCUAUCGUGCGUCCAGGUGAUUCAAACCAAAACGACGAACAGCCUGACGACGAUGAACCUGGUAGAUUUGGUGCUCAGGGCCGAGAAAAGCGUGCCCGUCGCGUCGAAAGCCAUGGCGGUGACCAGAGUGACACUACUCGUGAACUUAUGUUUACUAUGUCACCCUCUGCUGCUGCUGAUUCCAAGCGUACAGCUACCUUGAUCGAUGACAGUGAUGAUGUACCACCUGAAAUAGCUGCGAAUCGCAAGAGGACGGAGGAGGAAAUUAUCGAAACCAUCCUGUCUGCUCAUGACGAUGAUCUCGAGGAAGUAGAAGAAGGUGAAAUUGUCGAAGAAAAGGAUAGUGGCAAAAAGCAGUUCGAGUUCAAGAACAAGGAAGAUGCCGCUGCAUUCAACGCUGCUCAUCCUUCGGCUCUUGCAGAUGAUGAGGUUCUUGGUAAUCUAGAGAAAGUAGAUUCUCAACCUGAAGUCGUAGUAUAUAAAGAUACUACUGUUGACCAGGAGGAACAAGAUACCAUUGUCGAAGGCGAUGAUCAAGAAGACCAUGAGUCCUUGGCCGAAGACAUCAAUGCCCAGCCAACGCCAUCUUCGCUCAAGCCUACCGCCAUACCGUUCAAGUUCACAUCAAGCCAGCCGCCAGUACUAAAGCCUAUUUCGCCUGUUGCAUCACCCCUACAGACUCCUUUACUCAAGCCAAAGAAACAAGGCCUCUACGCUUCGCGAUAUGCUACUUCGGACCCUGAUUCUCCUGAGCCUGUCAAGAACCAAAGCGCUCUCACAGCUAGUCUCAAGGCAGCUGAACAGUCUGAACAAGGUGAUACGCCCAUUAUCAAGGGCAUCAACUCGUCAGAUGAAGAAGAGAUUGACGCCGUUAUGAAGCAGCUCAACGACGGCGACUCGAGUGUUGGCAUUGAGAGACGAGAAUCUCCACAUGUUGCGUCCCAGGCCUCUUCUGCUAAUAUCUCACCUUCUCACCUCGCACCAAGCCAAAGCUCUCGCAGUGCAGCACCUAGCCCAAGCCUGCUAGAAGAGCCAUUUGAGCAAGAAAUCGCCGAGGAACCAAUAUAUGAUGAUAUCCAGCCUCAGCCUGCUCGUCCAAUGCAACGCAGUGGCAUAUCUUCUAUUCGUCAACUAAAUACCCAGCCACAGGAUCACAUCAGUGACUGGGACGAUGCAAUUAUGUCUGGUGAUGAUCUGGAACUUCGACAGAGGGCACCAUUCUUCGAAACCCAUGUUAAAGACAUUGUUCGAUCCUCGAUGGUGGGCCAUCUAGCUCCCAUUGAGCAAAGCUUGGCAGCCAUCCAGCUAGCCAUUUCUCAGAAUGCUUCACAUAAGCCCCGUUCAGCAAGGGUGGAACACAGCGACGCCGAUGACGAGGACGAUGAAGAUGAUGGGGAACACCGACCGCGUUCUCCUCGAAAUAAGCAUGAUAAGCUCGCUGUGAGGAUCAAGACCAUUGUUGCUGAAGCUUUGGCCGCGCACCACCCACCUCCAGUGCCAGAGCCUGCUCCAAAGGUCGAUUUGUCCGAAGUAACCUCCACACUCGCUGAAAUGAAAGUUGCCAUUGCCACAGUAUCGCAACAGCAAAGCCAGACUGACGGUAUUCGAGAUAUGAUCUCACAAUGCAUCUCGGAUCACCCUGCUCUCAAGCCUAAGGAAGUGAUCGUCGAGGAAAAGCCUGACUUGGCUCCAGAAAUGGAUAAGCUUAAGCUACAGGUUGAUGGACUACAGAGCAUGCUUCGUCUGGCUGAUGAGCGUGCUGAGAAUGAGUACCAAGCUCGACGAGCUGCCCAGGAUGCUCUAGCUCUAGCUCAACAACGAUCCGAUGCUGCUGAGAAGGGUAUCAUGGCUGAACGGGAAGCUAAGGCUGCCGCUGAGGAGGCUUUGGAAUUGGCCAAGAGCCAGCAUCAGUCUCAAAUUCAGAAGAGUGAGCAACACUCUAAGGACCUCCAGGACCAACAGGAGAUGAUGCGUCUUACCCUUUCGGAACUAUCAAACAAGAACAUCGACCUUCAAGGCACUUUAGACGAAUACAGAACGAGCGCGGACCAAGCUCGAGCUCAAAAACAGAAGGUCGAAGAAGAAAAUAGCGACCUUUGCCGUACCAUCGACCUUCUCAGGAUCCAGACUAAUGAGGGUGCAGACGUCAAGCAGAAGCUCCGCGAGAGAUUCGAAAAACUACAAGGAGAUAUGACUACUCUUGUCAAGAAUAUCGCCCAAGAGCAAGCUGAAUGGAGGAAGAAGGAAGUCGAGGCCAACAUCAAAUACAACACCCUCAAAGCUGACUUUGACCGUGAACAUAACCAGCGACAGAAACUGGAACUUCACAUAGGCGAUCUUGAGCAGAAGGAGAUGGAGGCCACAAAACUGAGAUUUAUCCUAGACCAGUCUCAGAACGAAAACGAUAAGCUUGAGGCUCUGUUGAUGAAAGUUCGACAAGAGAGUCACGAUCACCAAAACAGAGCUGCUAAAUUCGAGCGUGAAGCCAAGGAGGCUAUUGAGAAUAGCCACUUUGAAGCUGAACGCGUAAGGGCACUGCUAGAAACGGAUCUCAAUACAGCCCAUCAUCAGGUCAACUUCGUUCGCGCUGAGCUUGAAGCUCAAAUCUCUAACGUACAGAGCCUCCUUGACAAUACUAAGAUGGACUCUGAAACAGCCAAAGCAAGAUAUGAACUCCUACUUGCUGAAGCUAGAGACUCCAAACUAGCAGCUCUUCACGAUGCCGCUGAGUCCAAGGAAGUUGCUAUCCAAGAUCAACGUCGUCUGCACGAACGUACCCUGAACGAUCUCCGCGAACGACACGCUCGUGCUAUGCACAACACUUCUGAGGAUAGACAACGUGAUGAAGCCCAUUACAUGGAAGUUGUUGCCCUGCGUGACGAGAAGAUUGAGUACCUUCAGGAGAAGGUAACUAGUCUUGAGGAGAAGCUAGAAAUUGCCAAAUCUGCUGCCCGGGCUGCGGCGGAAGCUGCGCAGACCGCUAAGGCCGCCCCAGCACCCCAGCAAGCAGUUCAAACGACCUCUCCUUCAAUGACUUAUGCUCAAGGAUCGGAAGUCCCCGAUAAGAUUUCGCCGCAGGCCUUGCGGGAAUCAAUCAUGGUAUUGCAAGAUCAGCUGCAACAGCGUGAAGGACGAAUUGAAGAACUCGAACAAGAGCUAUCUACCAUGGACAGGGAUGCUCCAGCGAAGAUCAAGGAGAAGGAGACAGAAAUAAACUGGCUGCGCGAAUUACUCAGCGUCCGUCUUGACGAUCUCCGAGACCUCAUCCGAGCAGUCUCAAAGCCAUCAUUUGACCAGCAUUCGGUCCGCGAUGCUGCAAUUCGCCUCCGAGCAAACCUGCAGAUGCAACAGCAGGAAAAGGAGAGGGCUAUGUCCGGCGGCAAUAGUCAGUUUCCCAGCAUAGCUUCGCUCACCAGCCUUGCAUCCUCUCCUCGUGCAUUGCCCCUCGCAGCGGCAGCAGCGUGGGGAAACUGGCGUAAAGGGAAUGGAGUUAGCAGUAACUCCAGCAAUAACUCAGCUCCCACGGCAUCUUCCAGUAACAGCCACCACAGCGACGACCAGCUCACGCCGUCGAAGCCGCCCAAGCCGGCGCUGUCAGCAUCACAAGGCUUCCUCUCCGGACUUAUGACGCCCCCUAGCUCGAACACACGUGACACCCCUGUCGUACCGCCUGCCCCAAUAGGACGACGAACAUAUGCCGAAACCCGGCCCCUACGAGGCCAAAAUGCGGGCAUCCGAAGACUGUCUAGUCGUCAGCUAGAAAACAUCAUGCCCCCAACGACGCCGCCAUUGCUACGGAAUUCAAGUUACGACCAUGAUGCCGAAACAAUGCAUUACGGUAUGGGCAGUUCGACAGACGACAAUGACAGUGACAGUGUCAUUGGCGGCCUAAUGGGGCGAGAGACCGGUACACGGUCUAUCGAAGGACCAUUUGGCCCUGAGAUAUAG